Molecule: messenger RNA, 978 nt
Organism: Rhizophagus irregularis DAOM 181602=DAOM 197198
Lineage: Eukaryota; Fungi; Glomeromycota; Glomeromycetes; Glomerales; Glomeraceae
Source: RefSeq, a predicted model, not a curated record
CGGGUUUGUUGUCGCAUAUAUAACAAAAUAUGACCAAUUUAACAUUCAAUUUUUCUUUUCUUUGCUCCUUGACGAAAAAAAAAAUUACUCCUUAUCGUCGAGUACCAAAUUUUUUCAAAACACUUAUUCUUUACUAGUUCCUCUAAUUUCUUUUUGGGAAAAUAUUUUUUUAUAUUUGCAAAAAGAAACUGUGGAUAUUUGAAGUUUCAAGCAACGAUGCCUCAUAAACUAUUCAUUCAUCGCUCAGCCCACUGAUGGCCUUUCUAUUCUUUUUUUUUUUUCAUUGAGUGAUAUAUAAAUCAAACCAUUAUCUGGCUAUAAAUUACGUAGAUGACAAGAUUUAAUAGUCGCAGGCGUCGUUCAACACUCCGUAUGAGUGACUCCAUGUGUAAAAGACGGGAACUUCGAAGUAUUUUAAGGAUAGACUCUUUAAAUAGGGAAGUGGAGUCAGGGUCCCUACCACCUAGUGUGAGAAACCAUGUGUUUUCAAGGAUUGCUCGUGGUAGAAACAAAUACCUACGAAACGACAUAAUUUAUGAGAGACUAUUUAAUGACCAAGGAUCCACUGCUGUUCGGAUGUUGGAACAGAGUGGCGAGGUAGGUAUGUAUCAGAAUGUACCUUCAACUUCUGGUCAAUUGACAUGUUUAAGGGGUCACUUUCAUAUGAAUCAGGAGGAUGUAGAUGAGUGUUAUAGGAGAUUUAUUAGGAAAUAUGGUAGGGACGUUGAUAAAUUUAUGGAAAUUUUCAGGUGUAGAAGACAUGUAGCAGAAGAUAUUAUUAUAAAGUAUAUUUAGUGUUUCUUACAAUGUACUGGUCCAAAAUAUGGUUUAAUAUUAAGCAAUUUUAUAAUAAUAGAAUUUAGGUGAAUUUCUUUGGCAAUGACUUUUAUUUAUUUUUAACGUGCAAUAUUUUCAAAUGCGAAAUGAGGAUCUAUUCUCGUGUUAGUGACUUUCUUUACUUUACUUUUUAAUGUUUGG